AGAGUGCUCUGCGCCGUGAAGAAGCGGCUCCCGGGGACUGGGGGCAUUUUGUGUUGGCUGGAGCUGGAGUAACAAGAUGGCGUCGUCGGCGGAGUGACAGGGGUCCCUCUGGGCCGGAGCCGGCGGCAGUGGUGGCAGCGGUAUCGCCGCCCUAGCUCACCGCGCCCCUUUUCCAGCCCGCGACGUCGCCGCGCAAGCGAGGCAGCGGCGGCCGCCGAGAAACAAGUGGCCCAGCCUGGUAACCGCCGAGAAGCCCUUCACAAACUGCGGCCUGGCAAAAAGAAACCUGACUGAGCGGCGGUGAUCAGGCUCCCCUCUGCUGAUUCUGGGCCCCGAACGCCGGUAAAGGCCUCCGUGUUCCGUUUCCUGCCGCCCUCCUCCGUAGCCUUGCCUAGUGUAGGAGCCCCAGAGGCUUCCGUCCUCUUCCCAGAGGUGUCGGGGCUUGGCCCCAGCCUCCAUCUUCGUCUCUCAGGAUGGCGAGUAGCAGCGGCUCCAAGGCUGAAUUCAUUGUCGGAGGGAAAUAUAAACUGGUACGGAAGAUCGGGUCUGGCUCCUUCGGGGACAUCUAUUUGGCGAUCAACAUCACCAACGGCGAGGAAGUGGCAGUGAAGCUAGAAUCUCAGAAGGCCAGGCAUCCCCAGUUGCUGUACGAGAGCAAGCUCUAUAAGAUUCUUCAAGGUGGGGUUGGCAUCCCCCACAUACGGUGGUAUGGUCAGGAAAAAGACUACAAUGUGCUAGUCAUGGAUCUUCUGGGACCUAGCCUCGAAGACCUCUUCAAUUUCUGUUCAAGAAGGUUCACAAUGAAAACUGUACUUAUGUUAGCUGACCAGAUGAUCAGUAGAAUUGAAUAUGUGCAUACAAAGAAUUUUAUACACAGAGACAUUAAACCAGAUAACUUCCUAAUGGGUAUUGGGCGUCACUGUAAUAAGUGUUUAGAAUCUCCAGUGGGGAAGAGGAAAAGAAGCAUGACUGUUAGUACUUCUCAGGACCCAUCUUUCUCAGGAUUAAACCAGUUAUUCCUUAUUGAUUUUGGUUUGGCCAAAAAGUACAGAGACAACAGGACAAGGCAACACAUACCAUACAGAGAAGAUAAAAACCUCACUGGCACUGCCCGAUAUGCUAGCAUCAAUGCACAUCUUGGUAUUGAGCAGAGUCGCCGAGAUGACAUGGAAUCAUUAGGAUAUGUUUUGAUGUAUUUUAAUAGAACCAGCCUGCCAUGGCAAGGGCUAAAGGCUGCAACAAAGAAACAAAAAUAUGAAAAGAUUAGUGAAAAGAAGAUGUCCACGCCUGUUGAAGUUUUAUGUAAGGGGUUUCCUGCAGAAUUUGCGAUGUACUUAAACUAUUGUCGUGGGCUACGCUUUGAGGAAGCCCCAGAUUACAUGUAUCUGAGGCAGCUAUUCCGCAUUCUUUUCAGGACCCUGAACCAUCAAUAUGACUACACAUUUGAUUGGACAAUGUUAAAGCAGAAAGCAGCACAGCAGGCAGCCUCUUCCAGUGGGCAGGGUCAGCAGGCCCAAACCCCCACAGGCAAGCAAACUGACAAAACCAAGAGUAACAUGAAAGGUUUCUAAGCAUGAAUUGAGGAACAGAAGAAGCAGAGCAGAUGAUCGGAGCAGCAUUUGUUUCUCCCCAAAUCUAGAAAUUUUAGUUCAUAUGUACACUAGCCAGUGGUUGUGGACAACCAUUUACUUGGUGUAAAGAACUUAAUUUCAGUAUAAACUGACUCUGGGCAGCAUUGGUGAUGCUGUAUCCUGAGUUGUAGCCACUGUAAUUGUGAAUAUUAACUGAGAUAGUGAAACAUGGUGUCCGGUUUUCUAUUGCAUUUUUUCAAGUGGAAAAGUUAACUAAAUGGUUGACACACAAAAAUUGGUGGAGAAAUUGUGCAUAUGCCAAUUUUUUGUUAAAACCUUUUGUUUUGAACUAUACUGCUUUGAGAUCUCAUUUCAGAAGAACGGCAUGAACAGUCUUCAGCCACAGUUGUGAUGGUUGUAAAUGCUCACAAUUGUGCAUUCUUAGGGUUUUUCCAUCCCUGGGGUUUGCAAGUUGUUCACUUAAAACAUUCUUAAAAUGGUUGGCUUCUUGUCUGCAAGCCAGCUGAUAUGGUAGCAACCAAAGAUUCCAGUGUUUGAGCAUAUGAAAGACUCUGCCUGCUUAAUUGUGCUAGAAAUAACAGCAUCUAAAGUGAAGACUUAAGAAAAACUUAGUGACUACUAGAUUAUCCUUAGGACUCUGCAUUAACUCUAUAAUGUUCUUGGUAUUAAAAAAAAAAGCAUAUUUGUCACAGAAAUUUAGUUAACAUCUUACAACUGAACAUGUAUGUAUGUUGCUUAGAUAAAUGUAAUCACUGUAAACAUCUAUAUGAUCUGGGAUUUUGUUUUUAUUUUGAAAUGGGAGCUUUUUUGUUUACAAGUUCAUUAAAAACUAAAAACUGUUUCUGUAAGGAAAUGAGAUUUUUUUUUAAACAACAAAAAAUGCCUUGCUGACUCACUAUUAAAUAAAAAUCUCCCCAAUUUUUUGAUAGACUACUUCAAGCCAUUUGUUACAUGGUAUUCCUUUGCAAGUCAAUCUAGGUUUCGUGUUAUAACUUUUCCUCUUUUUUUAAGAAAAAUGAAAAAAGUAAUUCUUUUGUCUGAAGGGGAAAGGCAUUCUUUCAUUUUUUUCUUUUUUUUUUUUUUUUUAUGACUUGCAGGCACAAUAUCUAGUACUGCAACUGCCAGAACUUGGUAUUGUAGCUGCUGCCCGCUGACUAGCAGCUGGACUGAUUUUGAAUAAAAAUGAAAGCAUUAAAGGGUUUCCCUACAAAACAUUUUUCUUUAAAAUACUUUUGAAAUGGCUAUAAGCAGUUGACUUUCACCCUUGGAGAGCAUCACACUGUGUGAGGUUCAGUGAUUGUUGACCCUCCCCAGCCCCUCCUGCUUCUUUAAGUUAUCUGUGUGCGUGCGCUUCCUCUCAAUCUUCUUUGCACGCUCAUUUUCUUUUUCUCUGACCCAUGAGAAAGGAAAACUUACUGAUGAUAAUUUUUAAAUAGUGUAAUUUAUUCAUUUAUAGCAUGUCAGGAUAAAUUAAAAGAACAUUUGUCUGGAAAUGCUGCCGGGAGCCUAUUGUGUAAAUGUAGGUAUUUUGUAAAAUAACCUUGAAAUUGUAAAUUGACACGUGUUUGGUCAGAUUGUGUCAAGUUUAAUUUGUUUUGUUUUCUUUUUUUCUUUUUUUUAUUUGAAAACUACUUUAGCAAUAAUUAAUUCCAUGAUUAUCACAUUCUGCCAUUAAGGGAUAUUAGUACCGUAAUACUGAAGAAAUUUUAUUAAGUCUGAACUUUUGGGGUAGGCAGCUUCUUUGUUUCUUUUCUAUCCACCCUUGUCGGUUGAGGUAUUUGUUUCUUGACUAAUAAACCCUUUGAUACUUUUAGCCAGAAAUCGGUCUCAUAAAGCUAUUUUUGAGUAUAGUUUGUGUAAAAUAAAAAUGUUUAGCUUUGGUAAUAACUUCCAAGCUGAACUCCCUCUAGCAAGAUAUUUUUCAGUGCUUUUAUUUACUAUGCACUUAGACUAUGCACUUUUUCUGAAAUAUUUUUGUAACACUUUUUUGUAUUUUUGCCAUUUGAAAAGGUUGUGGUGUAGUUGGUCUGUAAUUAAGUUGCAGAUUUAAAACUGCUGUUAGCUUUGUAAAUCAAAAUAUAGGUGUUUUUUGUCCUGGUAUAUCGUCAUUCCAUCUGCAGCUGGAGCUGGAAUCCCAUUGAUCUUCUAGCUACCAUUCAUUUUCUUCACUGUUCACAAAAGAAGAGUGUGAAAUUCAGUGAAUGCUGUUACUAAUCCUGUUGCAAGAUGAAUCUCAUUUCACCAAAAUUAAAUUAUGUUUUUCUGCUAAAAUGAUGAUACAAGUUGAAGACACAUCACUCUGAAAUUGGAAGACCUCACCACUUAAGGCUCCACAGUGGCUUACUCAGCUGAACUCUAGGUUACUACUCUUUACUUUGUUCACCCAUUGGGGGGUGCAGUUUUUUUAAAAUGUUGGGAGAUGGCCAUUCUAACUACUGUUGAAUGUCUCUGUUUUGGGAAGGUAUAACAAGAAAUAAAAAAGAAUAUAUAUGAA
Molecule: messenger RNA, 4086 nt
Organism: Gorilla gorilla gorilla (western lowland gorilla)
Lineage: Eukaryota; Metazoa; Chordata; Mammalia; Primates; Hominidae
Gene: CSNK1A1
Product: casein kinase 1 alpha 1
Exons: 11
Coding region: 474-1571 (365 amino acids)
Biological process (GO): protein phosphorylation
Molecular function (GO): protein kinase activity; ATP binding
Source: RefSeq, a predicted model, not a curated record